AUGGCCUCACCGUCGGCGGGGAAUGCCGGCCAGGCUAGUUCCGCGGUGCAGUUGUAUGCGCAAGCUGUGAAUAAAAAAAGUGGAGGUUCAACAAAGAGUGAUGAAGAGGAGUGUGAGGAAGACUGGUGUGAUAAUGUUGCUCGAGUUCCAUAUGGUGAAACUAUGUCUCAAGAGAAAGUGGAUCAUGCGGAUAGUAUUAAAUUGACUGAAGGUGGGAACCAAGGUUUCCAUCAGGGGGAAUUGGCUCUGGGUUAUUCGUCAGAGAAUGAUGAAGGUGAAAUUUCAACAUUGGAGGGCAAAGAAAAAAUACCUUUCUCGGCUGAGAAAAGGAUGGUAAUGCUAGGUAGUUUUCUGAACUAUCACCAUUUUAUAUCGAAUGAAAAUCAGGGCGGUAAAUUGUGGUUGUUUUGGAAGGAUAUGAAUGCCUUUGAGGUGAUUUCAAUCACGACUCAAAUGAUUCCAGGUGGUUCUUCAAGGAAGGCCAAAGGAUGUUGGCAGCAAGUCUCUGUGUUCAUUUGGAGCAUGGGACGAUAUGCUGCAGUUUCGUGGAUUUUCAUGUUCUCAAGUUUGGUGCCCUUCAUCAGUUGUGAUGCAGUUGCAGCUACAAGGGAAAGGUGGUUUUUGCAAGAAGGGAGCCAUGAAAUGGGCAACAAAUACCAAAAUAGGUAUGCUGAAGAAGCUGAACACGGAAAACUUGCAGCUGGUCAUCACUGGGAAGAGUCUGGUGUUGGUUCUAGGUCUGGUUAUGGUGGUGGUCUGGGCAUGCAUCAAUUGAGCUUUCAUGGUGCAUUGGGUGUUGGCACUGGCAGUAAGACUCAAGGAGAAAAGGGACAUCUUGGUGGGGGUUUUGGAGGCGGAGGCGGAGGCGGAGGCGGAGGCGGAGGUGGGGACGGAGGGAGUGGGGGUCGGCUAGGGAAUGGUGGCAGUGGCUAUGGGUCUGGAUCCGGUGGUGGCAUUGGUCAUGGUAAUGGUGGUGGCUACGGGUCGGGCAGUGGAAGUGGCAGUGGUUCUGGUGGCUAUGGCAAUGGUGGGAUUGGUAGUGGUGGUGGUGGCAGUGCUUAUGGAUCAGGUAGUGGCAAUGGUGGUGGCAUUGGUAGCAGCUAUGGACCAGGUGGUGGCAAUGGCAAUGAUGGUGGUGAUGGUUAUGACAGUGGUGGGAAUGGUGGUGGAGGCAGUGGCAAUGGCAGUGGUUACAGCAGUGGUGGAAUUAGUGGCGGUGGUGGUGGCGGUGGCGGUGGCGUUGGUGUUGGCGGCAGCGGCAGUGGCAAUGGCAGUGGUUACAGCAGUGGCAGCAUUGGUGGUGGCGGCGGCAGUGGCAACGAUGACGGUUAUGGCAGGGGCGGUGGCGGUGGCGGUGGCAGUGACGCAGGUUUUGGCGGGAAUGGUGGAACUGGUGGUGGUGGUGGUGGUGGUGGCGGGGGCAGUAAUGAUGGUGGUUACGGUGGUGGUGGGGGUGGGGACAAUGGAGGUGGUCUUGGAGAUGGUAGUGGGACUGGUUAUGGCUCUGGAACAGGCCAAGGUGGUGGAUUUGGUGCAGGCUCUGGUAAUGGCAAUGGAUGGAAUGGUGGUGGUUAUGGCACAGGUGGUGGAGGGAGUGGGGGGUUGGGGUCUGGUUCAGGUGGUGGCGGAGGCGGGUAUGGAUCAGGCACAGGUUCAGCAUAUGGCAGUGAGGGCAGUGUUGGCAGUAGCAUAGGGAGUGGAGGCAUAGGAGGGGCUCCCGUGUAA
Molecule: messenger RNA, 1725 nt
Organism: Malania oleifera
Lineage: Eukaryota; Viridiplantae; Streptophyta; Magnoliopsida; Santalales; Ximeniaceae
Product: glycine-rich cell wall structural protein-like
Exons: 4
Coding region: 1-1725 (574 amino acids)
Source: RefSeq, a predicted model, not a curated record